Molecule: messenger RNA, 1421 nt
Organism: Lathyrus oleraceus (garden pea)
Lineage: Eukaryota; Viridiplantae; Streptophyta; Magnoliopsida; Fabales; Fabaceae
Product: F-box protein At4g09920
Exons: 3
Coding region: 137-1309 (390 amino acids)
Molecular function (GO): protein binding
Source: RefSeq, a predicted model, not a curated record
UCUUCUACAUUAUGGUAGAAAAUCAGCACUAAGAUUUUGAUCAAAUUUGAAUAAUAGAUUUCGUGUCAAUGGAUCGUCGUCAUCCUAUAAAAUCUACUUUUAGGGUUUCAACUCAUCAAAAUCUCGCUUCGUCCUCAUGGAGAACGCAGCACCCAUUGAUAGGAUCAGCAACUUACAGGAUGAGUUACUCCUUCACAUCCUCUCUUUCCUUCCGAUCAAACUUGCUUUCUCCACCACCGUUCUCUCCCGGAGGUGGACUCCACUCAUCAAACUACUCACGGCUCUCCACUUCCACGACGAAUCCGUUAAAGACGAAGACGCUUUCUUCCGCUUCUGUAGCUUCGUCGACACAGUCACGCUCUCCGUAGAACUUAUCAAAACGUUUCACCUCCGUUGUGAUUCUAGAUAUUGGCGGCAACGUAGACGUUUCAAUAUUUGCAACAUCGUCAACAACUGGAUCCAAACCCUAAAACAUCAUCCUCUAGAGAAUCUCCAGCUUUAUUCUAGUAUAGUUAAUUUCAAUCACACAAUCACUUUGCCACCAAAUAUUUUCACCUUUCCAAAGCUUGUGAUUCUCAAACUCACGAAAUUCCGUCUGGAUGGUAAGAUCUCCGUCGAUCUUCCCUCGCUUAAGACCCUUCAUUUGAACGAUGUUUAUUUGAAAAAUCACAAGAAUUUCAACAAGCUUCUCUACGGGUGUCCCGUUUUGGAAGAUUUGAUUGCUCACGUUUUCUAUUUGAAACCAGAGGAGUUUACGGUUAACACGGGACAGUCUAAAACCUUAUCCAAGUUAAUCAAAGCCGAUAUCUACGAUACUGUUGUUUCCUAUGCAGCAAUUUACAAUGUCCAGAUUUUAAAACUUAGGGUGAACAUGAGGCUUCCUGAGAAAGAGAACAAUUCCGAUUAUAGAAGCUUUCCGAACUUAAUGCAUCUUGAAUUGUUCUUUCACUCUAAACAAUACUUCAAAGAUGUAGCUACACUGCUCGAGAAUUGCCCCAAACUUCAAACUCUUUCUAUUGAUAAGUGGAUAGAACGAGAUAUGUUCAACGUCUGGAAUUACCCAAAUUAUGUUCCUAAGUGCAUAUCUGGUCACCUCAAAUCUUGUACUGUGAAGUGUGACGAUACCGUAGUUGACCUUCGAAUCGCAAAAUAUAUUUUAAAGAACACGCCAUUGUUGGAGGACAUGAAAAUCACCAUAUUCAAUGCAAUGGUAGUAAAGUAUGCUUUCCAAGAAUUAGCCUCUUGUUCAAUUCUUUCUCCCAUAUGUAAAAUUUCAAUUUUGGGACAAAACUCCAUGCCAUGGUUUUGAAUUGCGAAGGAUGCUGUUACAGAUGUUGUGAUCGUGUUGAAAACACAUUUAAUACCGCAAUAUUACUGUCGCUAUUAGGGUUGUUUGCUAAAUACAAUUUGAAACUAUUGCU